This is a messenger RNA of Apodemus sylvaticus (European woodmouse), 3994 nucleotides long. RefSeq names its product potassium channel tetramerization domain containing 7 (gene Kctd7). Lineage: Eukaryota; Metazoa; Chordata; Mammalia; Rodentia; Muridae. The transcript has 4 exons. Gene Ontology annotation, biological process: protein homooligomerization. The record is from RefSeq and is a predicted model, not a curated record. The coding region runs from base 853 to 1722 and encodes 289 amino acids. Gene Ontology annotation, molecular function: protein binding.
GGACCGCGCCGGGGACGUCGGGAGUGCAGAGCGCGUGCCCUUUAGGUGGCCUAUAAGAGUGGGGCUGAUUGGCAAGCCGUUGUCACUUGUCACUCUAGUUCGAGAGCUCUAUGGUUGGACCAGACCUUUAACCAUCAGGGCGGGGCUCGUCGCACUUUGUCAGUAGUAGGAGGCGACCGGGUGAGACCAGAGAUGCUACCUGCGCUGUGGUCGCUCGCGCAGAGAGAACGGCUUCCCUAGGUAAGCGGCCUGGACCAAGGGAGGCUGCGCUCCCGUUAGUCAGAGAGCCAAUCAGAAUGGAACAAGCCCAGCCAGCCGUCUUUCCCCUAUAAUUGGACAGUCCUCUUGCCAAUCAUAGCAGCAGCUCAAGAAACCUCGGCCAAUAGCAAGAAGCGCCUGGCUCCGAUUUGCGGCGCAGGGUCCACGCGCUGGUUGCCGAUCGAGGUCGUCAGUCGGCGAUCACCUCCCCUCGGUCAAACCCCGGAGCAGACCAGCGUCGCUGGUGCUUGUCAGCCAGGAGCCAAUCAGAAUUGGGUAGGCCUGUGGCUCCUUCGGCUUAAGGCCGAAUUGUUUGUUCUGUGAUUGGACGAGCCUCCUGACAAUCAGGGCGGGGCCAGCGAAGACUCGGCCAAUGGCUGGAGGCAGCCAGGUCAGACCAGCGACUAACUGAAGGCGCGGUGGUCGUUUGACUGUUGGAGGGCAGCACAGGACAUCCUAAUUGUCCGCAGGUCCUCGGUGUCUAGCGCCCGCCGGCGGCCCGUCUCGUCAUGUCAGGCACUGCUUGACUUUAGUUCUUCAGGCCUCCGCCCACCCGCCUACCCGAAGCCGCGCCCACCGCCCAGAGCCAGAGGGAUGGUGGUAGUCACCGGGCGGGAGCCAGACAGCCGUCACUCGGACGGUGCCAUGUCCAGCUCCGAAGCCGAAGACGACUUCCUGGAGCCGGCCACUCCUACGGCCACGCAAGCGGGGCACGGGCUGCCCCUGCUGCCCCAGGAGUUUCCUGAGGUCGUCCCCCUUAACAUCGGAGGGACUCACUUUACCACACGCUUGUCUACUCUGCGGCGCUAUGAAGACACCAUGCUGGCCGCCAUGUUCAGCGGGCGCCAUUACAUCCCUACAGACUCCGAGGGUCGGUACUUCAUUGACCGAGAUGGCACACACUUUGGAGAUGUGCUGAACUUCCUGCGUUCAGGGGACCUGCCGCCCCGGGAACACGUGCGAGCCGUGCACAAAGAGGCCCAGUACUACGCCAUCGGGCCUCUCCUGGAGCAGCUGGAGAACAUGCAGCCGCUGAAGGGUGAGAAGGUGCGCCAGGCCUUCCUGGGGCUCAUGCCCUAUUACAAAGACCAUUUGGAGCGGAUCGUGGAGAUAGCCCGGCUUCGCGCAGUACAGCGGAAGGCCCGCUUUGCCAAGCUCAAAGUCUGUGUCUUCAAGGAAGAGAUGCCCAUCACCCCCUACGAGUGUCCACUCCUCAGCUCCCUCCGCUUCGAGCGGAGUGAGAGUGACGGACAGCUCUUUGAGCACCACUGUGAAGUGGACGUGUCCUUUGGGCCCUGGGAGGCGGUGGCUGAUGUAUAUGACCUCUUGCACUGCCUGGUCACUGACCUCUCAGCCCAGGGCCUCACGGUGGACCACCAGUGCAUCGGGGUGUGUGACAAACACCUUGUCAACCACUACUACUGCAAACGCCCCAUCUAUGAGUUCAAAAUCACAUGGUGGUGAGUCGUCUUGGAAAGCAAGAGUCCCACGAAGGAGGAUGUUCAUCCUCUUGGGUGGCUCUGGGAGUCUGAUCCCCACGGGGGCUGCUGACUGUCCCAGAAGCUGCUCAGGUAAGGACAGAGCGUGGAGGCACAGAUGGAGGGAGAGAGAGAGAGGCCCCAGGCGCUUGCCGCAGUCUCCUUGGUUUGUGUACCUUGGGGAUGCGGUCUGUUCUCACCUGGUCUUCUCUUCAAGGCCUGGCAGUCCUCACUGGAAGCCACAAGAUCUAGCAAGGAUGUCACCGAGAGUCCAGAGAGUUUUUGGAUACCUCCUUGAUGCCCUGCAGGGAAGCUCCUUCCUGAGGGAGAUACCAUCACUGCCUCCCAGCUGUUCGGACCUUCCUAAACUCAGUGCAUCAGGCGCGCUAAGGUGUGACCUUGGGGACUUAGCUAAGCAUCUGCCCUGUAGUCCUGGCCAAAGAAGAAAGCAUACGUCUCCUCCCAGUGUGCUCCUGGCUCGUCCAGUGACUUGCGGUACCUUGUCUUAGGAUGCAGAAAGAUAUGUCCCGUGCUCCCAAGACCACGCCUGUCACCUUCUCUUGGAGAUUAACCAUAGCUGCCAAAGCCACUUACCAAGCUGGGCCUUAGAAAAACCACAAUGUUUACAGCCCUGCCCUGGAACUUUGGCUUAACCCUUUUUUACAGGGUCACCCUCUCACAGGGCUGGAAUGAUAAGUUCUAAAGAUUCUUUGAGUCAGGCAGCGGAGGAGCCUGAGUCUUCUUGAUAUGCAGAUUCGCUCUUGGGAGCCAAUGUGGUGAACCUCUCUGGAAAGGAUGCUCUCGCUCUUUGAUAGUUUUUGUGUUUUUGUUUGGGGUGGUGGGAGCUUGCUCUGCAGUCAGGAGCAACUAUGACAGGGUACAACACGUACCCCGUAAACAGAGAGCUGUAGAAUAUUCCUCUGAGAGCAUUGCAUGUUUUGGCUGCACUAUAGGUUUCUAAGUAGUCCUGGGUGUCCUUGACCAUUCCUGGAUAAUUUUUUUUUAUGAAACUUUUUUUUUUAAUGUAAGGAAUUGUUAAGGGUAGCAUCGCCAAGCUCAGUCCUGUAGGAUCAGAGUGGCGCAGCCAGACAGGUGGGGGUGAAGGCAUCCGUGUGCUUCUAAGGAUUAGAAGGCUUGGGCCUUGUGGCCCCUGAGCUAACUUCCUCUGUGCAGCUGGAGGCCCGUGACUUGCCUGGUCUCUGGUGGAAACACAGUUUUGAACUUGGGUCUCACUCUGAGUUUAACAGAGUUAGAGGUUGAGGUUCUUAAGGGUGGUCAGUCAUCUUCCAGGACAUCUGCUCUCUCUCUUCUCCUCGGCAAAUCAUCGCAUCUUCUGAGGUACUGGCGCCCCUGCUUGGGGCUUCGCCCAGUAUUGUGGCUCCGGCCUUGUCUCAGCAAAGAUGUUCCUUAUUUCAACCGAUAUUAUUUUUAUUUUUAUUUUUCGGACCGGGUCUCAUGUAGCUCAGGCUGGCCUCACUUUAGCUGUAGAGCUAAGGUUGACCUCAUAUUCUUGACCUUCCUGCUUCUACCUCCGAAGCUCUGGGGGACACAGGCAUGUCCAGCCUCACCUAGCUCUUGUGGUCAUUGUUUGGAGAGCUAGUGAGGUACACUUGUUCAGGAUGAUGCCCACGCGGGUAGAAGGCAGACAAGCCUGGGGCACUUAGUAAUCAAGCUUGGAACUCUUUUCUUCCUUCUCUAGAAUAUUGCAAUGCUUGGGAAAUUAGAGUCCACAAAUAUCAGACAGAGAGGAAACAGAUCUGCUCGAAAAACUGGGCCCAGACUGCUUGCUUAAGGUUACAAGAUGGCUGGGUAAAGAUGUCGUCUUCAUAAUGUGCUGGAGCCACUGUGUUUCUGUCCCCUUUUUUAUUCUCAUAUUCUGAUAUGGGCCGUGCCAUUGUGACAAGAGAACGCUCUAGGCUGCUGGAGCAGCAGAGGGGGGAACACAAGACAGUGAGGUAGCCGGCUCAGAAAGCCCUCUUUUAUUUUAUUUUAUUUUAUUUUAUUUUAUUUUAUUUUAUUUUAUUUUUUAGAUAGUUGGCUUGAUAUUUAUGGUAUUAGGGAACAACCAUGUACUGAAUCUUCUUGUAUGGGUUUUUUUUUUUUAAAUAACAAAACCCUUUGCGUUUUAAAGCCAGCAACUUGUACACCGUCUUGCAGCACAGAAACUUUUCUUUGUACUCCAAAAUAUAUUUAUUGUAAUUCUAAUUCUCCCUUGAAUAGUAAACUAGAAACAUGAAAUAAAGCAAUAUAUAUUGGGA